AUGCGUCUUGGUGAGGAGAAGGUGCUAAUCCUAGAAGUAAAAUAUUAAGCGUGAUGUACAACAGUGGCGUCACAGUAAAUCAGAUACUCCUCAGGCCCUAUUUCCAUACUACUACUGAUACUAAUCCUGCUACUACAAGGUUAAAUUAAGCAAAGUUAAGAAGUUGACCCAAUGCCAGGGUUCAAUAAUUGUGGUGAGGAACAUAUUAACCAGUAUACGCACAUACGGGGCUCCACCAUUUAUAAUAUCAACCCUUCAAAACAAUCUUGAUCUUUAUAAAGUUCUCAGGCACAGCCCCAUGAAUUUUAGAUUCCACUGAGAUAUUACUUAUCUAUUUGAAGUGACCAGUCACACUUAGCGGUGACAGAGGUCCAUAGGGGCAGGAUUUUCUCUGCCCCAUGCUCACUCAAUGAACAUUUUCCGUAGAGUAGGAGCAGCAGACAGGACGGUUCAUGAUCGGCCAGAUCAGAUCGGCCUUGUUUAAAAUAACUGCAUAUUCCCCCAAGAACUUGUUUUAUAGCAGAUCACUAUUAUUAAUUAAAUGUAACGAAGUGUAAAUGCAGACGGUGUGUUCAUGAUGUACAGAAUCAUUUCUGUUCCAUAACUCCACAAUACACAACGGCUAAGGAAAUGAACGGAAGAAAAAUGCAUCUCCGGUUUCCAGCGGCCGAAUUUCUGGGAUAGUUCCGGGUGUUUUUUGAGAUGUAGCUAGGCUCAAACUUUGUCUGAAACUGGUCAACUCUGCCGAACACAGCUGAAGGCACUUAAACACGUCAAAUCGAGCUGCUAAGCUGGACGACUGCAUGUUGCUGACUCUUUAACUGCUUUUUACAGGGUUACUCUAAAAAUGACAAGCUCUCAGCUUCAUUUGGUUUGAGCCUGCGUCGUUAUCGAUGUUGUCUUGCUUCACCAAAACGCUGCUGGUGGUGACCGCAGAUGUCUUGUACGACGCACACAUUCUCAUUUUGCACACGGGCAGAGACUUUCCCUGGGAUGGCUGCAGUAGGGCUUUCUGUUGGAUGCCCAUUAGUGCAGCUGAACAAAGUGUCGAGGGACCGGUUUGCUGCUUAGAUAUGUUGCUGAACUGCCUUUCAACCAAGGUGUGUGCUGGCUCUCCGCCGGGUGUUUGGGUGUGUAGUACUGACAUGAUCCUGAGCAUCUCUUCAAUACCAACGGUGCCGUGGGAGGACUUCGCCGGAGUGCGCGCCGUGUCCUUACCUGGUGACACGUCUUUUGCCGUUAACCAUGGAGUCUACCUCACAGACGCACAGGGUGGAGUGCGUGAUAUCAUCUACCGGGGUUCGGAAGAGAGGAUCCGCUCUGCUGCACUGCCCGAUGGGAAAGUUCCUCUGGUGUCGGGGCCUGUGUUUUUCUCCGGCUCUGUAUCUGAGAAACUUUUACAAACUCUCGUGACUCCACCGCUGGACGGCUGCACUUACCUGGGCAUGGACUCUGGAGCGCUUCCUCUUCAGAUCUCGCUCUUUCUGGAUAUCCUGCUGUGCCUUUGCUCGGACCCGACCGAAGCGGAGUUUGUGAACGGCGUGAGAGCAGGUUCCAGUUCACCUACGGGUCCGCGAGGCGAGGCAGUGAAGAGCGCUCGCGCUGUGCUCUGGAGGACUUUGAGAGGUGUUCCCCUUUCUCUGGCACACGCUUCAGAUGGACGCUACGAUUACCUGACCGCGUCGGGCAAGGAGCAUAUCGUACGUCUGACAGAGGCGGGAUCAGAGACGCGGGUUCUUUCUCACAUACAGGAGCUGCAGUGCGUGAGCGAGGACGGUAGGAUAAUUAACAGUGUCCUGGAAGGAGAGGUGCACGUCGCAGCAGGCGCUGUUGUGCAACACUGCCACUUACAGGGUCCGAUUCAAGUGAAUUCUGGGUGCCUCCUUUCUGGCCUGGACCAGACCGUAUCAGAUCAACUGCGACACCUGCCUCUGACCAGCGACAUCAUUGUGCAGGGGCACAGGGUGAAUGUAGGAGAGCUGAAGUUAACAGUGUUUACGGUGUUUGGGGCGUAUGACAGUUUGGAGGCCCAGAGUGACGACGUUGCCGCUUCGUUCCUCAAUCAAACGUGGAGCCGCUUCUUCAGCAGCACUGGAAUACAGCGAGAGGAUCUGUGGGGAGAGGCGAGCAGAGCACGUCAGACUCUGCUGGACGCUCGCUUGUUUCUGGCGUUUAUGCCAAAGGGAGGCACAAUAGGGCUGGAUGGCGUGCGCUUCCUGCUGGGAGGCUCUGGGAGUAUAGAGAACUGGAGAUCCGCGUGGAGACUCUCUCUUAGGGAGGUGCUGUCUCUCACCGACCAGCAGCGUGAACUGCAGUGGAGAGAGAAGCUGCUGUUUCGUGCAGGCCGGAGAAGAGCGGCGGACACACUGAAGAGCCACGCAGCUCACAACCUCCUGCCUAGUAUGAGAGCAGCAGUGCUGGGAGGCAAGCACACAGAGCUACUGAGCAUGCUCGACUCCGUGGCUUCAUCGAGUCUUGCUGAUCUGGGUGUAGCUGCGCGUACUCUGGCGUGCAUCGCUGAUGUUCUCGGUUGCAUGGCCGGCGAAGGAAAAGGUGGUUUGAGGAGUGGCCCGGCCGCUAAUCCGUCCUGGGCUUCUGCUUUCAGCCUGCUGGAGCAGGGCAAGCUGGAGGCUGGCGUCCUGGAACUGGCCAAUCAGAGAGCCCGCUGGCUCGACAGACCCGAACUGCUGGUGAGAGCUGCCAGACACUACGAGGGUGCAGGACAGAUCCUUCUCAGGAAAGCGGUGAUGUCCGCACGCCAGUUUGUGCUCGUUGGCCAAGGCGAGAUACCACCCAUGGGAGAGUGGCAGGAAGUGGAGUGUCCAGCCAGACUGGACCUCUCUGGCGGGUGGAGCGACACUCCGCCGAUCGCGUUUGAGUACGGAGGUGUGGUGGUGAACGUGGCCGUGAAGGUGGAUGGAAAACGGCCGAUCGGAGCCCGAGCGCGCCGCAUUCCAGAGCCCCGGCUGGUGCUGUCGAGCCGCAGUGGUACUCCGGAUUGCAGCGUGACUACGCAGACAGUGUGUAACGACCUCGCUGACCUGAAGGACUACUGCCAGCCCCAUGCGCCUGGUGCCCUGUUAAAGGCAGUGUGUUUGUGCAGCGAUGUGGUGUGUUUGACGUCUCCUCUGUCUCUGGAGCAGCAGUUGAUUCAGCGCUGGGGAGGAGGACUGGAGCUGCACAGCUGGUCUCAGCUGCCUCAUGGCUCGGGACUCGGUACGAGCAGUAUCCUGGCGGGCGCAGUCCUGGCAGCUGUGUACCGGUGCACUGGGCGGAGUUAUGACACCAGUUCUCUCAUCCAUGCUGUACUACACUUGGAGCAGAUACUCACCACAGGUGGAGGGUGGCAGGACCAGGUGGGAGGGCUGGUAGGUGGAGUGAAGGUGGCGCGGUCCCGUCCCAUCCUGCCCCUCAGAGUGGACGUGGAGCGACUCAUGCUUCCUCCAGACUUCCUCGUGGCGCUGCAACAGCGUCUCCUGCUGAUCUACACGGGCAAGACACGGCUGGCGCGCAACCUGCUGCAGGACGUGGUGCGGAAUUGGUACAGUCGCCUGCCGUCGAUCGUGCGGAACGCAGAGCAGCUGGUGAGCAAUGCUGAGGAGUGUGCACGGGCCUGCAUGGAGGGAUCUCUUACCAAACUAGGGGACUGCAUGAACCGCUAUUGGCAGCAGAAGAAAGCAAUGGCUCCGGGAUGUGAACCAGCCGCAGUGAGAACCAUGAUGGAAGCCCUUCACCCUAGAGUCUUAGGACAAAGCCUGGCUGGGGCAGGUGGUGGCGGCUUCCUGUUCAUACUCACACGGGACGUCCAGCAGGAGGAGAACGUACGACAGGUCCUCAACAGCACACAGGGUCUCUGUGACUUCAGCGUGCACUCAGUGCAGAUUGACACGGAAGGGAUUACAGUCGUACAUCAGGGCACAGGAAAUGCCCAGUGUCCCAGUUAAACCAGCACAAACCGCAGCACACUUUCUGCACCGAGCCAUGGAUUAUUCCACUGGUCCCUUACCAGCGUUGACAAGUUCAGUGAAUUGACCUUAAUUUGAACGUAUCGACUGUAACUGUACGUUACUAAAGUUACAACGGCUUAUAGGCAGCGCGUUCAUUUCGUCAUGAACCAGGGCGAUUACUGAAAGAGAAUAAUAUAUGUAUUUGUUUUAUAUUUAAAAAAAAAAAAAGUAAAAAAAAAGUCUGUUUGUC
This is a messenger RNA of Ictalurus furcatus (blue catfish), 4197 nucleotides long. Its product is annotated as L-fucose kinase. The coding region runs from base 894 to 3944 and encodes 1016 amino acids. Gene Ontology annotation, biological process: GDP-L-fucose salvage. Gene Ontology annotation, molecular function: fucokinase activity; ATP binding. NCBI's taxonomy places the organism in Eukaryota, Metazoa, Chordata, Actinopteri, Siluriformes, Ictaluridae. The record is from RefSeq and is a predicted model, not a curated record. The transcript is spliced from 22 exons.